GUCGAUUGUUUCUCUUUCUUCCGUUCGGACGUAUUUCUGGAAGUUCUUUUGUUCUUUGCUCUCUAAUUGCAGUCAAAUCGCCUUCCCCUCGCAUGAAAAACGUAAAUAUUUUCCUUUUGUGUUUCCAUUUUUUCAUCGUGUUUCUGAUUCGGAGCAAAUGUCCUCUUCCCACUCCCGUAAAAUGUAUUCUGCCUGAUGAGUCUGAUGGUGCCAUAAAAUAACAGUAAUGGAAAAAAGUGAACAGCUAGCAGUCAAAUCGAGAACUGAAAAAGUGAAAAAAGUUAAUGCAUACGCAUCAAAGUAGGCUACCAUUUGCUGUCGUUGUGUCAUAUUUUCCUUCCUUCCUCUAUGUGCGAGGUUUUUGGGUUCAAUUGUUAGAAAAUCAAGCAGUGAUCGAAAAGAGGAAAAAAAAUCCCGUGCUUGGAAAUCGCCAUUAAGAUAAGUUUGGAAAAGUUGGUUCUUCCUCAAAGAAAGGAACCAUUGUUGUGAAAAUUGUGGUUGGGUGGAAAUUGGGUACGGAAAAAGUUGAAAGUGGCUGCUCCUGCUGGUGACGAUUAUGACUAUAAAACCAGUAAUCAACCAAAAGCAGUCGAAGGACGAUAGCCAGGAGGGGACCACAUCCCAAAAUUUGGUCAACAAUACGGGAUCCGUAGUUCGACAAGUUACACAUCGGAAUGUGGUUCUCAAUCAGCUGUCGACGUCAGAGAAUCAGCCCCACCCGAGGGAAAAACGGGUUCAUACUCCGCACAGCUUUGACAACGAGACGGUUCGUUUGAGAAGGAGCCCGCACAAAAACCUUGGGCGCCCGAAGCGCGAUCAUCACCAUAAACGGGAAAAUAGAGAACGUGACAAGAAUGCUUCACCCAGCAACUAUCAAUCUGGACUUCCAUCGGUGAGCUGCAAAAAACAAACACCGGCUACCUGUGCAAGUCCUUUGGCGAAUGCCGGGGGACGCUCUCCGAAAAGCACUCUGACGCCCGGCACUGGCCUUAGUAGCACCCCCAGUUCCAGCGCAAGUUCAUCAAACAACUUGAAGAAAGUCGUUGAAGACACUCUUUCCGGUUAUAACAGUGGCGAUGAACACGUUGGACAGAAAGACGCACAGUUGAGUCCUGACGAAUGGAAAAAACGCGAUGAUGCUUUCGUUAAGAUAAUGUCCGAUCGUGGUUUUAUAUUAAAAGAAAUGGAAGAAGAUGGUGCGUGUCUUUUCCGAGCUAUUUCGCUUCAAAUUUACGGAGAUCAAGAUAUGCAUGAGGUUAUCAGACAACAAACUAUGGACUAUAUUUUCCAAAAUCGUGAAUAUUUCGCACAAUUUGUGACAGAAGACAUCACAAACUAUGUGACCAGGAAGCGAUUGAAUCAUGUUCAUGGUAAUCACAUAGAAAUCCAAGCAAUGUCAGAAAUGUACAACCGUUCGGUGGAACUUUAUUGUUAUCAAUUAGAACCAAUCAACAUAUUCAAUUCCGAUCAGAUUAAUAACGGAAAUGAGCCGUUACGGUUGUCUUAUCAAAGAUGCUCACACUACAAUGCUAUUUUGGAUCCGUACAAAGCAUCGGUUGGUGUCGGUCUGGGUUUAGCUGGUUAUAGACCUGACGAACUGGACAUCAAGCAAGUCGAAGAAGGUGUACGGAUGAGCGAAGAUUUAGAAAUAGAACAGACAAUGCUUGAAGAUAAGCUCAAAACAACGGAUUGGGAAGCUACUAAUGAAGCUAUUGAAGAGCAGAUAGCCAGAGAAUCUUAUUUACAAUGGUGCCGAGACAACAUGCGCAAUAAUACCGCCAAAAACAACAAAAGCACUAGUACAGUUACAUCGGCUGAAGUCGGAAGUGGAGCUGCUGGUAUUGGCGGAUGUUGCAGUACUGCUGUUAGUCCUGAUAAAUCUCCUAAACAGUGUCUCGAUGCAUCUCCGUCAACGUUUUCAGAAUCAUUGUUGCGUGAAAUGCACAAUUCAGCUUCGCCAUCGCCCUCUAACAUUUCAUUUAGUCAAGGAAGUUGUUCGUCCAGCUCCAAGAACAACUCAUUCGAAAUGGAUAAUUCGAUACCUGAAACAUCCCACUCUAUUCAGUACUAUUUUAACAGUUCGAACCGCAGAAAGAAGCGAAACUUGAAUUCGCCCAUUGAAAACCCAAGUACAGAAGUACAACCCAAAAAAUCAAAACUUUUCACGGGUCGUCAAACAACAUCUGAUGCUGACAGCGGAGCCAGCACCUCUGGUACCGCUAAAUGCGGAAAUAAAUCUUCAGAACCGGUUUCGGAAUUUUAUCAAUCGUUGCUGGAAUCUUCUUACACCGAUGAUGGCAGUUUUGGUCAGCUGAGUGAAAGUGAAAUGAUUCAAAAGGCCCUAGCUGAAUCAGCAAUGGAUUUCGUGAAGAGAAGUGACCGAUCCAAGGGAAGCAAUCAAGAAGACAAAUAUGGCACAACAGAUGAAGAGUAUGAUUCGCCUUCGCCUUAAAUUAGCAAUAUUAUUUUCAGGGGAAUCGUUUUUUUCUGAUCCGGGAAAAAUUUAUCCCUCUGUAUAUACAGUUAUCACCUAUUAAUUAGGAGGAAUUGAACUUAUCAGUUCCAAGCAACAUCGAUGGCGUUUCAGGACACGUUAAUGAUUCUCAUUAGUACCGAUACUAUUUCCGUCGCUAUCGCUAGGCUUCAAAAUCGAUUCGUUUUAUUCGUUUAGUUUUUUUUUGCGUAAACAGGCAAAGAUAAAUAACAUGUAACCAUAACAGAAUGGAUAGUUUUAGUACGAUCACUACCAAUUUAUCUUCAGAUUAAAAAUAAAUUUGCUAAUAUCUUAGUUUUAGUACCUAAGUGAUUUAAUAACUACAAAUCACAGAAAUAAUGUAAAGCACAUGCAUAAGAAUAUGAUCCGCUUGAUUUCUGGCGUGUAUAAAUAUGUUUGAAUAUGA
Messenger RNA from Uranotaenia lowii, 2900 nucleotides. It is a transcript of the gene Duba, whose product is annotated as OTU domain-containing protein 5-A. Gene Ontology annotation, biological process: protein deubiquitination. NCBI's taxonomy places the organism in Eukaryota, Metazoa, Arthropoda, Insecta, Diptera, Culicidae. The coding region runs from base 557 to 2452 and encodes 631 amino acids. The record is from RefSeq and is a predicted model, not a curated record. Gene Ontology annotation, molecular function: cysteine-type deubiquitinase activity; K63-linked deubiquitinase activity. The transcript has 7 exons.